AUGCCUCUGGACACCGAGCGUAAGGAGCUGCUGUUGAAAACGCUGAUGGAGCUGGGGGAGGACAACCAUCAGUCCUUCAACAGAUUUAAGUUAUGGAUGGCUCUGGACAGCAGACGGAAGGAGCUGCUGUGGAACACGCUGAUGGAGCUGGGGGAGGACGACUUUGAGUCCUUCAGGUUCCACACGGCCCUGCCUAGAAGGGUGCGUGAAAACACCCGCCUUGAGUACAUAGCUGACAAGCUCUUGAUUAAGCACGGCGAGAACACUCUGGAUGAGACCGUGAAGAUUCUGGAGAAGAUCGGGAACAACGAAUUGGCCGAGAAGCUGCGCAGCGACGUGCUGGAAAUAAAAGACGCCGACUUCUCCGUCCACGAUGACGAUCAGAUUGCCAGAUUGAAGAGGGAACUCCAAGACAACCUGCGGCGUUUAUACAGGUUUGCUUCUGAGGGCAACACAGAGCGCUGGCAGCAGCAGCCCCUGGAGGACGUCUACACGGAGCUAGACAUCACCUACGGGGCAGACGUCAGCCCAGACGGGCGGCAUGAGGUCCUCCAGAUGGAGACGUGUGAUGCCGCGGCCAAGCGGUCUAUCCUGCCGUGCGACAUCUUCAAAAGCCCCGACGGCAACCGGCGACCGAUACGCACGAUGCUCACCGUCGGCUUCGCAGGAAUAGGAAAAACCUUCCUGAUUCAAAAGUUUGUGUCGGACUGGGCCAGCGGUAGUACUAACCAGGACGUGGACUUCAUAUUUCCUUUCACCUUCCGCGAGUUAAACAUGGAGAAAGGGGAGAGCUUUACGUUGGCCGAGCUGAUCCAAACUUUUGUCUGCGGAGACAGGCACAUGAGUGAGCGACUGAACAAUAUAUUUGUCGGCCUGCAAACUUCUGGGAAGCGGGACUUUGAAAGCAGCGGGAUCAAGAUCUUGUUUAUCCUCGACGGACUGGACGAGUGCAACUUCAAAAUCGACUUGAAGAAAGUGAGGAAAGUGAACAAGAACGUGAAGGAAAGCUACCCGCUAGAGGUACUGCUGGCGUAUCUCAUCAAAGGGAACCUGCUUCCGUGCGCCAGGGUUUGGAUCACCACGCGGCCCGCGGCAGCCCGCGAUAUCCCCGCCGACCUCAUCGACAGCAGAACAGAGGUUGGAGGAUUCAGCGAUUCCCGGAAAAUGGAGUACUUCAGGAAAAGGUUCCCAAAUGAGGAGCGCGUCACUGAGCACAUUCGGAAAUCUCGCACCAUCUUCAUCAUGUGCCAUAUUCCCAUCUUCUGCUGGCUCACCGCCACAGUUCUUCAGGUUCAUUUGGACAAAGGGGAAGAGGGAGAGCUUCCCACAACGCUGACUGACAUGUACUCGGCGUUUAUUGGUCACCACCUGGAAAACUCCAAGGAGAGAAAUACAGCGGAGUACAUCCCUUACAUGAGAGCGCUCGCCAAGCUGGCCUUUGACCACACCAUGAAUCAGCGUCAGAUCUUCUACGAGAAAGACCUGGAGGACAGCUGCUUUGAUUACAGCCAAGCAGCGAAACACUGCGGUUUAUUCACAGAGGUGUUUAAGGAGGUCCAUCCGCUCAAAAGCAGGAAACAAAAGAUGUUUCAGUUUAUCCACCUGACCAUCCAGGAGUAUCUGGCCGCACUGUACGUAAAGAUGUGUUUCUUCCACGACAACAAGAACGUACUGGAUACAUCAAGAUGGAAAAAAUUGUUCAUGUCUAUUAAGCGGAAGACAAUCACUGAGGUCCACAAGUCAGCUCUCCAGAAAGCCUCGGAAAGUGAAGGAAACCUGGAUAUGUUCCUCCGCUUCCUCGUUGGCCUUUCAUUGCAGUGCAACCAGGAAAUAGUGGGGGCGCUGCUGAAGGUUCCUCAUGACUGGGAGCAAAGCAAGUCAAAGACGGUCAAGUUGAUACAGAAAAGGAUCAAACGAAACACUCCAGAAAAGAACGUCAACUUGUUCUACUGUCUAAACGAGCUGAAAGACAACUCCUUACUGAAGCAGAUCCAGCAUCAACUAGUUUCAGGACGUUUGUCCUGGCGUCAAAUGUCAAAUGAUAUGUGGUCGGCCCUGGCCUUCUUCUUACUUACGGACGACGAAACCAUGAAGUUUUUUGAUCUUAGCCGCUACUCCCCAUCGCCUUUGGGACUCAAGAAGCUUCUGUUGGUGGUCAAGGCUUCUCAAAAAUCAGAUCUGGAACACUGCGGAAUCACCAGUAAAGGAUGUGUUUCAUUGGCUGAGGCUCUCAGGUUAAACCUCUCCCAUCUUCAAGAGCUGGACCUGACCAGGAACGAUCUGUUGGAUGAAGGGGUCGAGAUCCUCUCAAAAGGACUGGCCAGCCCACACUGCAUCUUAAAAAUCCUCAAGAUCACCAGUAGAGGAUGUGUUUCAUUGGCUGAGGCACUGAAGGUAACCCCCUCCCAUCUUCAAGAGCUGGACCUGACCAAGAACAAUCUGUCGGAUGAAGGGGUUGAGAUCCUCUCGAAAGGACUGGCCAGCCCACACUGCAUCUUAAAAAUCCUUAACCUGACAAAGUGCGGAAUCACUCAGCGAGGAUGCAUUUCAUUGGCCAAGGCUCUCAAGUUAAACCCCUCCCAUCUUCAAGAGUUGAAUCUCGGGGCAAUUCGAAUAGAGAAAGAAGGAAAGAGGGUCUUAUUGGAGAUCAAGGAGGAUCCCAGCUAUAGCCUGGAGACUGUCAGGUUUAAAUGA
Molecule: messenger RNA, 2694 nt
Organism: Nerophis lumbriciformis (worm pipefish)
Lineage: Eukaryota; Metazoa; Chordata; Actinopteri; Syngnathiformes; Syngnathidae
Source: RefSeq, a predicted model, not a curated record